Molecule: messenger RNA, 1899 nt
Organism: Schistosoma mattheei
Lineage: Eukaryota; Metazoa; Platyhelminthes; Trematoda; Strigeidida; Schistosomatidae
Source: the annotation of a GenBank genome assembly
UUUCAAGGACAGUGGGUUUCAAAAAUGCGAGUUGUAGUUCCUCAUGAAGCGUAAGCUAUCUGAUGAUGGUGUUACCAGCCCCCAAAAAGUUAUGAAGGUAUCCAGUAUACCUGAAAUGAAAACAGUAUGUGAUGCUCUUGAAUAUCUGUUUAGUCUAUAUCCUUCUAUGAACUCAAAAAAUCUUGGCCGCCCAAUCGUUUUGAAGUCACAGUUAUACACUCUUGUAAAUAAUCGGAACAAAGUAGAAUCGCAACUGUCAGAUAUGCAGACAUCUCAGAGAAUACGUUUAUUAAACAUUGACGACCAAAUCGAUGAUUCCGUUGGUAUAAUGAAAUCUGAUGAUUUUGUAAAUUCUUUCAGAGACUUUUCUAUUGAUGAGUCAAAGAUUUUAGAACGAUUUGCGGAAUUCACUAGUCAAAAGUAUCAUUAUUUAAGCUUAUGUAAACGUGUUGCAUCAGAGAAUUUUUCGGAUAAUGAGAUAAGCAUUCUAAUACAAAAUGGAGCUUUAACCAUCAAAUCCGAGAACAGUUGGUACAUUUCCACUCCAUAUCUUGGUGCAUUUAUUCGUGCCUACAAAGCUGGUCAACGGGGUUUAUUAACAAUAAUUAAGAAGACGCGAUUCAAAGAAUUAUUGCUAUCUGAGAUUUUUCAUCGAAACCUGGGUAAAGGUGCUUAUCUAGGUCAUAUGUAUCACUUACUCGCUCAUUUAGGAGCUGGAACUUUGAAUUCGUAAGUCCGUCGUCUUCCUAUUUACUUGCACAUAAAUUGGUAUGUUUAAUCAAACGUUAUAGAAGUUUUGCUUCCUGAUAAGUAUUCAUACCCACAAAAUCGAUAAAUAAGAUAGUUCAACUCAUUAUAGAAAUGACAAUACCAGAUGUAACAUUGUCUCUGACCUAGCUCUUUUACGCUGGUAUUAAUGAGUGAUAUUAAAGCAGUUAAAAAGUAAUCAUUUUAGACGUCAACAACUAUUACUAGUAAAUAAGUAGUUGGUCAGAAACUCCAAGUUGUCGCGCUUACACUCAGUUCUUAGAUUGCAACUCUGUAAAAGUGUACAUAUUUCAAGAAAUGGAUUAACUCUCAUGAUCAGUGUUUCUAUUUUCAUAUUUGAAUCAGAGUCCCCAUAUAUUGGAUGGAACGCGUUGUCCAUUAUCUCUAUGAGUAAAACAAGGGAAACUGGUGGUUUCAUGUAAGAUAGUUUAAAACAUUAGAUUACUUCCCUGCCUAUUAUGGCUUAGUCGUUUAAGUGCUCGUAUCUUAUCUAACCAGCCACAUGUCUCUUACUUAGUAGGAUAUGCAUUAUACUACGAAAUAACCUUAGCCAACCAGUUAUUGACUAACAGGAAGCACCAAAUAGCUGUUUUUGUCUCCAUAUGGGAUUUCUCAACGGUGGGUACCCUCAAGCGCAUCUAAGACUAAAUUUAGGACGUUCAAACCUAGCAGCAAACGCCUAAUCUUCAAACCACUAAGUCAGCAUCCAGUCGUUUUUGUAGAUAAACUUUCUGCAUUCAGUUGGAUGUAUUUAUCUGGACGGAGUAAGUCUACUUUCAUUCAGUAAUAACGUUGUGUAAUUCGCAAAAGUUUUGAACAUGUUAUUAUGGGGAAACUUUGUAUUAUUACUAUUAUUUUAAAAAUACUCGGAUGUCGAUUUCACGAAUAUUGUUGUGUAGUUUGCUUUCACAAACAUAUACUUUUUGUCAUACCAGCAAUCUGUUUUUGCUCCUAUUGGUAUUCACUCUUGUACAGGAUUCAAACUAGCUCUGGUUUGCUUAUCAGAAUGUAACGCUUCAAGAAAAAAUGAUUAAAUUUAUACGACAGGUUCUACUUUGACAAAUUAUUGGGAAAUUAACUUCACUGUUUCGGUUUCCACUUUUGGUAUAAUAUAAAAAAUGUUACUUUCUA